AAAUUGAAUUUAAUUAUCGUAUUUAUAUAUAUAUAUUUGUUAAUACAUGUUUCACGCGCAUUUGCAGUGCAAUGCGUUAGAUCUUGUUUUUAUGUACAUAUGAACGUUCAUAUAUGCAUUUGUGUGUGUGAUUUGUCUGCCAAAGAAGAGCGCAAGGAGCAACAGUGAAACGAAACGAGAGCGCGCGUGUCAAAGUCAAAAGUUUUGCAUAAAUUAAUACUGUUGAUUGUUGGUGCUGCUUCUGCGGCUGCUACUGAUACUGUCAGGUGCUUGGUUGUGGGGUGAUUUCUUACGGUGUGAUGCGGAUGGCGACAGAAUUGCAGAAGUAAAUCAACAGUACACACCAACCAUUGUUGUCAUCAUUGCCACCAUCAUCAUCGUCUUCAUCAUCAGCAGCAGCUGAGAGAGAUCCAGAGAAGGCUUCAGAGAGACAGCCAGAGGCAGCCUUAGAGCCCAUUUUCCGAUACGCCGAAGUCAAUUAGAACAGUCGCCACCACGACGUCGCCGCCGAAAGCUUACUUGUUGUCAGCCGAGCACUUGGACGACGCCAGCGCCGACGAUCGCGGGCGUGUCUACAAGCUGAGGAAGAAGAAAUAUCUCAGGGGGCCUCACAUCACAUAGAUACGACCAAGGAUAGAUAGUGGAUAGUGUGUGGACGGAGGAGCAGUGCGAAAAGAGAGGCAGUGAAAGUGGAAGUUUGAACAAGAGAGACAGAGAGAGAGAGAGAGCGCUGCCAAGAUGCCUGUGCAGUCCCCCAUUGAGAUCAGCAACCGGGCCAUCGAGCAUAUCGAUGAUGUGGAUCCCCUCGAAUACCAUGGCCACUGGGAGCCGGUGGGUGUGGCCCGUGUCCAAAACACAGGCACCUCGGCCAUGGUCACCUUCAGUAAGCGAAAACAGCAGCCGUAUAUCAUUGGCGGGGCACUGGACACGAAUAAAUAUGUAUUCGAGCAGUUGCACUUCCAUUGGUCGGACUCGGAUGAGUCGGGCUGCGAGCACACACUGGAGGGCAUGAAGUACUCAAUGGAAGCACAUGCCGUCCACUACAAUGCCAAGUACAAGGACUUCACCGAGGCCAAGAACAAGCCGGACGGUCUCGCUGUGGUUGCCUUCUUCAUACAGGCAUGCGGCGAGAAGGAUUGCCCCGAAUUCAAGAAGAUCACUGAAGGCAUACGCAUUGUCCAAAAGAUAAGCACGAGCGCAUCGCUGGAUUCCGAUUGCCUAUCGUGGAUUGGUCUGCAGGAGCUGAGCAAACACUAUUACACAUACAAGGGAUCGCUGACAACGGCGCCGUACUUUGAGAGCGUCACAUGGAUUAUCUACCGCACACCUAUCUAUGUGUCGAGGGGUCAGGUGAGCGUCUUUCGCAACUUGCAAUCGUGUCCCAAAGAUGAAUCCAAAAAGAUAGUCAACAACUCUCGCGAGAUACAGCGGCCGCACAAGGACCCAGAGAUCUUCUUUGCCCGCAACACAAACCUAAAGUCAAAAUUAUGAUGUGUUUGCUGUGUGACACCGAACUCUCGAAAUGUGAGGCUCGGCACUCGCUCGAUCGAUCCAUGCUCUUCGUCAUGCGUCACACACAUUGCCACGACCGAAAAACCAAAACCGAAACGAUUCUCUAUUCUGUUUUGUUCUCCACCACUCCCGCCCUUGAACCGGGUCAUUCCUCUUUUGAA
Messenger RNA from Drosophila guanche, 1673 nucleotides. RefSeq names its product carbonic anhydrase 2 (gene CAH3). Lineage: Eukaryota; Metazoa; Arthropoda; Insecta; Diptera; Drosophilidae. Gene Ontology annotation, molecular function: carbonate dehydratase activity; zinc ion binding. Gene Ontology annotation, cellular component: cytoplasm. The transcript has 4 exons. The record is from RefSeq and is a predicted model, not a curated record. Bases 739 to 1491 code for a protein of 250 amino acids.